UGUGUUGGGUGUUCGGCUUCUCUCCCUGGUCAGGAGCGCCGAGCGAUCGAUGGAGUUGCAGCUGACGACGACGGCGAUUCAUUCUCGGUAUACCGGCCAUUUCCGUGCCGGGUCUGAACGGGAAUUAGGUACUGACUUCUCCUUUCCUCUUCUCACUGGGCAAACAAAAGCAGCAGCUUUGUGAAAAUAUGCCUCCAAAAUUCAAGCGCCACCUCAAUGAUGACGACGUUACCGGAUCAGUGAAAAGCGAGAGGAGAAACCUCUUGGAGGAAGACUCAGAUGAAGAGGAGGAUUUUUUCUUGAGAGGUCCCUCAGGUCCAAGGUUUGGACCCAAGAAUGAUAAGAUCAGGCAUGUUCAGAACCAAGUUGAUGAAGUCAUUGAUGUCAUGCAAGAAAACAUCACCAAGGUGAUAGAAAGGGGAGAGCGGCUGGACGACUUGCAGGAUAAGUCAGAGAGCUUAUCAGACAACGCGACAGCUUUCAGCAACCGAUCUAAACAGCUCCGAAGACAGAUGUGGUGGCGUGGCUGCAAGAUGAAGGCCAUUGUGGCACUGGUUGCUGUUGCAGUUCUCCUAGUGAUUAUUGUUCCCAUCAUCCUAAAAUACCACACUUGACUUGCUGAUGGAGUUUGCUGUGGACGUGGCUUUGGAAUGACAGCCAAGCAAGCCGCUGCGUGCUUUCAGUGGAACGUAACAUGUAUAUAGCUUUGAAAUGUUUCUUUCCUUGAAGGCAGGUGACACUCUCUGAGGAGGGUAUUCGGAGGACCUGACAAAUCAACCUCUUUUUUUCCAGCCAAAAGUUCAUGUUCGUGUCAACUUUGAAUCUAAAACCUCACCAUCCGCCUGUUGAAGGAAACCCUGUUUGGAACCAGACAUUUGCUGGUGUAUUUCUCUCUCUUUUUUUUACAUUGUAUAUAUUGCUACCUGCUAAUGAUGUUAUUUAUAAUUUAAAACAAUGUCCUAUCACUGCUGGCAGAGUUCAGUGGUGGAAAAGUCGGGGGUGGGAUGAAGAAUAUAAUAUCAGUAUCACUGUUCUAAGAAAACCUAACUGUUCAGUGGAAUGACUGCCAGGAUGUCACAUUUUUCUCACAUGUAUGUUUUAAAACCAACUUGAUUUUGCAAGCAGAUUUUCUGUACUUAUACGGGGUACAAAAGAUCCAUGUUCUUGGUAUUACUGCUUAUGAAUGUGACCUGAAAAGCAUUCCAGUAAAAACCUAUUUUUGACUGUAA
Sphaerodactylus townsendi is the source of this 1229-nucleotide messenger RNA. RefSeq names its product vesicle associated membrane protein 4 (gene VAMP4). Bases 189 to 614 code for a protein of 141 amino acids. Gene Ontology annotation, cellular component: membrane. Gene Ontology annotation, biological process: Golgi ribbon formation; vesicle-mediated transport. NCBI's taxonomy places the organism in Eukaryota, Metazoa, Chordata, Lepidosauria, Squamata, Sphaerodactylidae. The transcript is spliced from 8 exons. The record is from RefSeq and is a predicted model, not a curated record.